AUGAACUCUGAUAUAGUUCUGCCUACAGUAGACCAAGUAUUCGAGUUCCCAUUUGUCAAAAAGCGGACAGAGGAGGAAAAUUCACUCAAUCCCAUCGAGCGGAUGCAGAACCUUUUACAAGGUCCCUGGUUCCGCCCGGCUACUGAGAGAGUGUACUGGGGUGCCGCUGGUGUCCGCAUUACUGCUUUCCAGAUGCUCGCGGCCAACGUUGUGCUAGUCGUCCAGUUCGGUAACGGCAACGUUGUUAUUGGUCUCUUCGGCGUCGCGACCUGUGAUUUCCCCUCGAUGGCGUCUCCAGUUAAGUUUGCCCACGCGGAGUUAGGCAUCAUCUGCACGUACUAUGUCAACAGCGGCACCUUCAAGAUCGAGGCACAAUUAUCACCGCGCUCCUUCGUUUUGGCUCCACAAUGUCACUUGACUGGAGGCCUAGCGCUCUACGCCUGGUUCAAGUCCGAUCUCGCCGCGAAUGUCAAAGCGGGUGACUGGGUCCUCACCAUAGGGGGCUACCACAAGGCCUUCCAUCCACCCCGCCAGUAUCCUAUACCCCCUCGACUAGGAAUGAAAACGGCUAUUACCUGA
This is a messenger RNA of Fusarium redolens, 579 nucleotides long. RefSeq lists its product as uncharacterized. The record is from RefSeq and is a predicted model, not a curated record. Bases 1 to 579 code for a protein of 192 amino acids. The transcript has a single exon. Lineage: Eukaryota; Fungi; Ascomycota; Sordariomycetes; Hypocreales; Nectriaceae.